Molecule: messenger RNA, 1047 nt
Organism: Mytilus californianus (California mussel)
Lineage: Eukaryota; Metazoa; Mollusca; Bivalvia; Mytilida; Mytilidae
Product: protein phosphatase inhibitor 2-like
Exons: 1
Coding region: 1-1047 (348 amino acids)
Source: RefSeq, a predicted model, not a curated record
AUGAUACAAGCAGGACGUAGGAGUGAAACAGGUGCAGGGACAUUUAUAUUGGUUCAUGAGGAUUCCUCUGAAAUUUCUAAAGCAAUUGAUAAACUUACCAAAAGGAGAGUAAGUGAGCAGUUAACAAGUAAACUUGGUUUUUCGCAGUCUGAAAAAAUAAAACCAUUAUCAAACAGAAUUUCAAAACCCAUACCGAGGAGAGAACAUUCACCUCCUCCAACAAAGGAGAUAUCAUCAUUGAACGACAAUUCCGAUAUCAAAGCACCUUUAUCCAGACAUCAGUAUCCUCAUGUUUCUUCCGAAUUCAAACGUGAAUUAGAAGAUGUAAUUAGCGGUAAAAUUAGAUUAAUAAGUGAACAAUCUAGCAAGAGUAGGAUCAAAAUACAAGAAACCAAAGACGAAAAGGACGAAGAAAAUGAGAAAGAAUUAGGAGCAGUUUCAAAAUCUAAAGACAAAAAGCCAAAUGAUAAAAGCGAACAGGAAGUUUACAAAGAGGAUAAUGAUCAGGAUGAAAACAAUAUGUAUGAUGAACUCGAACUUCCGCUUGACUGCAACAGAUUUAUUGAGCCUCAUUUUGAGAAAGCAGAUCAGAGAGGUGACCUAACUCAAAAACCUGCUUCCUUAAGUGAUGAAAAACCUGAGGAACCUGAUGAACCUUCUAUCUAUGCAGAGGCACAGCCUCCUCGCCAAGAAGCCUGGAAAAGUUAUGGUGCACAGGAUGAAGAGCAUCUGGAAAAUUAUGAAUUAAUAAAGAUUGGUGCAAGUCAAAACGCCCUGUGUAAAUCAUUUGACAGUACAACAAAUGACGAAGAGGAAAUUGAUGAUACAUAUGAUCAUGCAUUCCUGGCUGAAAAGAACUUAAAAAAAGAAAACAUUACAACUGACUCUAAAAACAUUUACGGUAUUUCAAGUGGAAAAGAGAUUUUAGAAGAAGAAACAGAUGGUGACCCUGAAUAUGAAUUUAUUGAAAAUUACGAUUGCCUUUAUUCAAAACAGAAAUGUAUACCCCAGGCAGAGGCGUUUGAAGAUGCUGAUAUUAGGUUAUAA